GGAAUCGCGGGAAUGAACAAGAAUGGCCGAAACUUUGUUUACACGUGUCAGAAUUAGUCUGUUUGUUGCAAUAAUAUUUCGUCACAAUUAAACGAAAUAAGUAAUAUAUCAACAAUUGAAAGCUGUUUGGAAUUAUUUAUGGAUAGUUGACAGUUUGAUGAUGUUUUUAAUCAUUUUUUGUUGGAACUUCAAGUUGGAACUUUAAGCAAAAGUUGUGUAAUUACUUCAGAGGAUUAUUUUAUUAACUUGGUUCCAGUAUUUUUUUUCCUUGUGCAAAUUUAAUUUAAGAUGGAGAUAACAGUACGAACACCGCAAAGUAAAAGACGAAAGUACGGUAUUAUAAGAAAAGACGAAUCUGAUGAAAAUUAUCCCUGUGAUUUACAGUUUUAUAAGGAGCCACCAAGUGGAAAUAUUUCUCUUGUCGAAUUUCAGGAAUUAGGAUUAGAAAGAUUAAAAGUUUUACAGUUACUGGACUCAGUCUCCAUUCAGGAAAAUAAAUCACAAGAUGAUUUUAAAAAACAACUGGAAAAUGCUUUAAGAAAAGAUCAUAUUAUGUAUCAAAAAUUAUUAACAAGCACCGGGAAAACGUGUUCAGUUGAAGCAAGAAGACAUGAUCAUAUUUCUCAUUUUAUUCUCAGACUAGCCUAUUGUCAAACGGACGAUUUGCGAAAUUGGUUUAUAUCCAAAGAAGUGGAAUUUUUUAAAUUAAGAUUCACUAAUCUAGCUCAAGAUAGCGUUAAAUUUAUUUUGUCCACAAAUAAUUUCGAUUUUUCCCUGGUUCCCGAGGAAGAAAAGAAUGAAUUAAGAGACAAGUUGUAUUCGAUAAAAGAAGCUGAUAGUUCUUUAGAUUAUUAUAAAUUGCCAUUUGAGAAAGUUACCGAUUUGGUUAAGGACAGAAGAGUUUUUAUUAAAAAAGGCAUGGCUUAUGUGCCGCAUCAUGAUUUGAUAUCCGUAAUUGUAUCUAUCUACAAGGAACAUUUAAAUAAAAUGAUGGAUAUCGCAAAGGAUUAUUUGGAAAAUAUAUCAACGGAUGAAAGACUCACUGGUUUUUUGAAACAUCUUCCACAAUCCUUUUCCGGAAUGACAAAAGCUGUUUGGUCGACGGAAACUACGCCUAUUGGAAUGUUGGACGAGUUAUCAAAAAUAUCGUAUCCACUUUGCAUGAGAACACUUCAUGAGACUGUAAGAAGAGAUCAUCAUGUGAAACACGGAGGUCGUCAACAGUACGGGCUGUUUAUGAAAGGCAUCGGAGUGAGUCUAGAAGAUGCCCUAAUUUUUUGGAAACAGGAAUUUUGUCAAAAAAUGGAUGAGGAUAAAUUCAAUAAACAAUAUCGUUACAAUAUUAGGCAUAUGUAUGGUAAGGAGGGAAAGCAAACAAGUUACACUCCAUACGGAUGCACAAAAAUCAUCACCGAAAUGGUUGGUCCCGGCGAAUUUCACGGAUGUCCCUAUAAACAAAUGCCAAAAGACAUCUUAAAAGCAAAAUUAUGUUCAUAUGGACUACGCUCUGAAAAUGUAACGGAAAUCGCAGAUCUGGCGACAGGUGGACAUUACAAUUUAGCUUGUCAAAUGUGCUUCGAUGUGACGCAUAAACGUCCACCGGGAAGACCGAUUGUUCAUCCGAAUGUCUAUUAUGCAGAGAGUCGUGAAAUACUCACUAAAGGAUCAAAUGAAUCGAGCCAAAAAGACGGAGAUAAAUUGUCACAAAAUGUGAGGGCGAAAGUGGAAACUCCUACGAGAAAAACAGAAGCACCAAGAACUGUAGUGAAAAAAGAGAAGAAAGAGAUUGACCCCGAACUCAUGGAGUUUACCAAUGAGGACUUUAGUGAUGUGUUCUAAACAUUAAAUUCGUAAAUAUAAUUUUAACACACUAACUUAAAAUAUUUAGAUUCAAUUUAACAUUGUUCAUUUGUAAAUUUCAUUUGUUUUUUACUCUAAUUUAACGAUUACUAGGAAACUCCGAAAAAAACCACUAUAAUUGUUUAUCAAAAUUUUAUUAAAAAAUGAAAAUUAUCAAUUAUCAA
Leptopilina heterotoma is the source of this 2024-nucleotide messenger RNA. RefSeq names its product DNA primase large subunit-like. The transcript is spliced from 7 exons. Gene Ontology annotation, biological process: DNA replication, synthesis of primer. The coding region runs from base 289 to 1839 and encodes 516 amino acids. The record is from RefSeq and is a predicted model, not a curated record. Lineage: Eukaryota; Metazoa; Arthropoda; Insecta; Hymenoptera; Figitidae. Gene Ontology annotation, cellular component: alpha DNA polymerase:primase complex.